Messenger RNA from Entrophospora candida, 2016 nucleotides. The record is from the annotation of a GenBank genome assembly. NCBI's taxonomy places the organism in Eukaryota, Fungi, Glomeromycota, Glomeromycetes, Entrophosporales, Entrophosporaceae.
AUGUAUAUCGAAAGUGAUGUUAAGAUAAAGAACAAGAAAACAAAGAAUGUGUCUGAUGACGACUUAGUUAGACCAAAAAAAUCAUUCAACAAAGAGCAAAAUUAUGAAAAAACUACGAAAAAUUUUUAUGAAAAAGAAAGGGAAAUAAAUUUUAAAAAAACAACCCCACCACACGAUCAGGCCCAAAGAUUGGAUUUGGAAUUAUCACAUAUAAAACAAAAAGAAUCAAAAGUCAAAUCACAAACAGUUGGUUUAAAUGAUAUAUCGUUUGAAAACAUUGGCUUAAGAUCAGAGGUUUAUGAUGCUUUGAUUCAAGGACCAUUAAAAAAUAUAUCACAAAAUUCUUUGAAGCCGACUGAAAUACAAGCAUUGUCUAUACCACAAAUUUUGAAAUCAGAAGGCCAACAUAUUUUAAUUGCUGCUGAAACAGGCUCAGGUAAAACUUUAUCCUAUUUAUUGCCAAUAAUAAGUAAGCUUAAAGAACAAGAAGCAAAAGCUCAACCAUUAGAAUCUUUAUUAAAAUUAGUAGAAAAUAAAUAUAAUAAUGAUUUUAUGGGAAAUAUUAAUGAAAAUAAUUUAAAUAUUGACACUGAGAAUCCAGCUAUAACAAACAAGGAAUCUGAAUAUAUUUUAACUGAUUUGGACAAUGCAAAAGAAGAUAACGAAACAAUAAAUAAACAAAAAAUUAAUGAUGACGAAAAUUUGGUUGAUGAAUCAAGUGAAUCCUCGAACAAUAUUAAAAAUGCAAGCGAAAGAAAUGUGGAGGAGAAGGAUGAAUAUUCCGUUGAUUUAGAUUAUGUUGGAGAACAAUUAGAUCAUAAUAAAAACUCCAAAGACUCUUUUUUCCAACAAGAAUUAGAAAAAGAAAAACAAACAUUAUUAUUAAAAAAGUCAUCAAUACGUAAAUUUAAUAGUCCAAGAGCGAUAGUAUUAUUACCAUCAAGAGAAUUGGUAGAACAGGUACAAUCUGUUGCUAAAAUAUUAUCUCAUUUUGCAAGAUUUCGUGUAAUAUCAUUUACCUCAAAAAAUGAACGUCGUUUAAUUAGACGUAGUUUGGCUUUGCCAAUUGACAUGAUUAUAUCAACUCCGUCAAGUAUCCUUAAAUAUACCGAGGAUGGGCUAUUGAGCUUGUCAGAACUCAAAUAUAUGGUUGUAGAUGAAGCUGACACUAUGUUUAGCAAAGGGUUUGGUGAAGAGGUCAGAAAUAUUAUACAAAAAAUCAAAACAAUCGUUGAAAAACAAAAUGAAAAAUUAGAAAAACAACAAUCUACUUAUAACCAUUAUAAUAAAGUCGAUGCUUAUGAUGAUGAUUAUAAUAACAAAAAAAAUAAAGAAGACAUUAAUUAUAAGAAAAGAAAAUGGCAAUGUAUUGUCGUUACAGCCACUUUACCAAAGUCAAUUAAUGAAUUAUUAGAUGAAGAAUUGCCUUCUAUAAAACGUUUAACCAGUCAUUCGUUACAUAAAGUUUUACCAAAUCUUCAACAUGAAUUUAUUGAUAUGAAAACUUACAAUUUUAAUAAAUCUCAAGCUAUAUUAGAAGUGUUAAAGAGAAAUUACACUUCAUCAUCAAAUAAUGAUAGUAAUAAUAAUAAAUCACUUCAUAAAAGACCAUCAUCAUCAAUAUUAACCAACAACAGCAGUACAAUAGUAUUUUGUAACACAAGGGUAAGUUCAAGAGCCCUUGAAGCAUUUUUAAAGUCUAAAGGAUUUCCAGUGAUAGGUUUAUAUGGUGAUAUAGAUGAUCGUACAACAAAGUUGGAAGCAUUCAAAAAUCAAUCGUUAGAUGCUAAAGUUUUAGUUUGUACUGAUAUUGCUUCAAGAGGUCUAGAUACAACAUUUGUUGAUCAUGUUAUAUUAUAUGAUUUCCCUACUAAUAUGAUUGAUUUUUUGCAUAGAAUUGGUAGAACAGCUAGAAUUGGCAAAAGAGGUAAAGCUACUUAUUUCAUCACAUCAUCCAAUAGAAUCUUGGCAGAAAGAAUCAAAAGGAAUAUUAGAGAUAAUAGAGUUUUAUCAUGA